This is a messenger RNA of Pristis pectinata (smalltooth sawfish), 630 nucleotides long. It is a transcript of the gene cbln4, whose product is annotated as cerebellin 4 precursor. The coding region runs from base 43 to 630 and encodes 195 amino acids. The transcript is spliced from 3 exons. Gene Ontology annotation, molecular function: protein binding. NCBI's taxonomy places the organism in Eukaryota, Metazoa, Chordata, Chondrichthyes, Rhinopristiformes, Pristidae. The record is from RefSeq and is a predicted model, not a curated record.
GGGCUGAUCCCAGCCUUGUGUUGGCUCUGUGUGUUGGAGACAAUGCUGCCCAUGGUGCUGAUGGCGAUGGGGGCUCUGGCACUCUCCGCCGUGCCAGUGCUCUCUCAGAACGACACGGAGCCCAUCGUCCUGGAAGGCAAGUGCCUGGUGGUUUGCGACUCCAACCCGACCGGUGACUCCAAGGCGUCCUCCUCCUCCCCGCUUGGGAUCUCUGUCCGCGCCGCUAACUCCAAAGUGGCGUUCUCCGCCGUCAGGAGCACCAACCACGAACCGUCCGAAAUGAGCAACAAAACUCGGAUCAUUUACUUUGACCAGAUUUUGGUGAAUGUGGGUAAUUGUUUUACCCUGGAGUCAGUCUUUGUAGCUCCAAGAAAAGGCAUUUACAGUUUCAACUUUCAUGUUAUCAAAGUAUACCAGAGUCAGACGAUCCAGGUCAAUCUUAUGCUUAAUGGUAAACCAGUAAUUUCUGCUUUUGCUGGGGAUAAGGAUGUGACUCGUGAAGCUGCCACUAAUGGAGUCCUGCUGUAUUUAGACAAAGAAGACAAAGCAUAUCUGAAACUGGAGAAAGGUAACCUGGUUGGCGGAUGGCAGUAUUCAACAUUUUCUGGCUUCUUGGUUUUCCCUCUGUAA